AUGAAGGCCGAAAACAUCAACUUCCCGGACGUCCUCGAGACGCUUCCGCAUGACCCGCCAAAGCUCAGCAAGGAGCAAUGCGGCCAUAUACGACACAUUCACAACCUGGCCUCGGCACUAGACGGAGACUGGUCGUUCAUGGGAAGCGAGGAGCCCGGGCAGGAAUGGGACACUGCUCGCCGCUACCAGCUCGCCACGAUGGCGUACGCUCUCGGCGCCGCGCAUUACCACCGGCUCCCCGCCAUGCGCUCCGUGUUCAAGCCCAUGUUUGAGAAUCUGAUUCGGAAGAUGCUGCGGCGCGAUGUCUGGGACUACUGGUACCUCACGAGCCAGUCGGGGAUCCGACUCGAUCCCGAUCUGAAAGAGCUUCGCAAACCAUGGGCAGACCCGGUCGUCAAGGAGAAUAUCAUGUACUCGGGCCAUCUGCUGAACAUGGUCUCUCUCUUCUCCUGGCUCUUCAACGACGACAGGUUCGACCAAGCGGAUGGCAUCGUGUUGAAGUUUGACCCAAUGUUUUGGGGUAUGGGUCCCCAAACCUUCACGUAUACGCGGAGCGGUCUGCAGAAGGUCAUCCUCGCCGAGAUGGAAAAGGAAGGCUGGGUGGGUGUCUGCUGCGAGCCGAACUUGGUCUUUAUCAUUUGCAACCAGUUUCCCAGCUGGAAAAAGAUCAUCGCCACAAGGUACAACGAUGUGCGCAACGGCACCAACGUCGUCGACGACGUCCUGGCCAAGUACAAAGCAGCGUGGGCAGAGAGGGGGUUCAUUGGCGAGAAUGGCUUGUUUCGCAGGUUCUACACCACGAGGCAGAAGAGACUCGUCGAGUCCGAGGAGAUCGGCCAUUCUGCUUGGGUGAUGGCAUUCAUGCCCUGGAACUACGACUUUGUGCAGGGCCUGUACCCCAAGAUCGGCGAGGGGUUCCUUCACAGAAUGGACGAUCGCAUCAACGUGAAUCCCGCUCCGGUCGCGCAUGAGAUACGGCGACUGGUUAAGACUGAGAGUGCAGACCCGGACUCUGCCUCGGUCGUCUCUCGCGCGGCCGAGUCCGAGUCGGUCAAAGAGCAAUUGAGAAUCAGGCAUUUCCCGUACAGGACUCCUGUGUUCGGCUAUGUGGCGCAAUGGCUUUCCGAAGUUGCGGGCCCGGCCGACCUCGACUUGCUGCUGAGGCACGCCGACACCUAUCUCGGCCCGUCGUGGUCGAACGGAGGUCUGUACUACAAGCGAUGUGACAAGGGCUGGGACGAGCAAGGCAACUACACCUACGUGGACCCGCACACAGGAAAUGCCGGGAUCGCCUACGCAAGACUGAAUGUCAAGGACGGACAGAAGAAGAUGUGGGAUCACCCAUGGACAAAAGAGGACGUCGAGUCUCGCCCGUGGAUCGAUGACGUCGGUCUUGAUCUGGGCAUCGAUUGUCUCCGGGGCGAGUGGGACGAGGAGAGCAGGACAAUGGUUGCCUCUUUCAGAACCUGGGAUCAGAGCGAGGUCUCGUGCCGGGCGGUGGUCAGGAAUCUGCCUCCCGGAAAGUAUGGCGUGUAUGUUGCUGGUCGACUGCAGCGUGCAGUUGAAGUCGAUCAGGCCAGAGGCGACAUCGAUGUGGAUCUUCAGGUCGGGGCGGAAGACGUCGAUUUGGUUAUUCGUUCCGCCUGA
This is a messenger RNA of Thyridium curvatum, 1647 nucleotides long. RefSeq lists its product as uncharacterized. NCBI's taxonomy places the organism in Eukaryota, Fungi, Ascomycota, Sordariomycetes, Thyridiales, Thyridiaceae. The record is from RefSeq and is a predicted model, not a curated record. The coding region runs from base 1 to 1647 and encodes 548 amino acids. The transcript is spliced from 4 exons.